UUCAUUUCUAACGAAAAAAUUUUACAGCUGCUAGUCGGCCACUCCGCAUUUUUCUCCAGUUAUUUGAUUUUAUUUUUUGUGACAAAAUAACUGAACUACUCAAUAGUUCUAACAGCAACGACAGACAGGGCUUUUAGCGCAUACUACAGAGCACUUGUUUUUUUGCAAUGAAACACCCCGCCUAGGCACCAACUUUUUAACAGUCACAAACAUAAACACGCACACUCGUUUCAUUCCAUCUUUUUCCUCUUCAAACGUCCUUUGCAUUCAUUUGGCAGCAAUUAAGAACCCAAAUCCCAACUUAAAACGAACUAUUCGCAGCUUGAAAACUUGACGGACGCAGUCAAAAUAUUUCCUCUUUUUCCUAAUGCAAUCAUCUAUGUUCCGGAUAACCUUGUCUGGUCACCACGUCACUGCCGCCGGCAGCCUGUGUGGCAGCAGAGGCGGCCAUCUCCCUCUUCCUCUGACUUGGAUUUCUCGUCUAAAUGCACACGCGCAGAUGCUCCCAGCUCGCCGCUCACUGAGCACAGGCAAAGGUGACGUAGUCGGGGCGGUGGCCGGCUGCCCGCCAAGUCCAGCACAAGCAAUGAGCGCAGCCACCUCACCAGCUGGUACUGUGAAAUUGGCAGCAGCUGAGACUCCUCGCCGACUGGUAACUUCUGCCCUAGUCCCUGCUGAUGGGUAUAUAAGGCCCGCGCUGUACGAUGAGAGUACGCCAAUUCCUCGGUGCGAGUCGUACUCGACGAGCCAUCACAUGGACUGCUUCCCCUGGCUGUUGAGCGCCGAGCGCCAGCGUGUGCCCAUGUGCGACCUCGAAACUACCGGAGCUGCCGCCGGUAGCAGCGGCAGUAGUAUUGUGAAGUGGCUGCCCCUGGCUGCUCGUCGCAGGCUGGCGCAUGCGCUUAACCUGCGCAUUGCUGAGCGCGCAUUGGGCUUGCACGCGAUGGACUCGGUGUGCGCAGGCGCAGCAAUGGCGCUGCCCGGUAUCGCGCGGCUGCUGUCCAGCGCGUCCAGCAGCGCGACUCCCGAGGAUACGGCGGCAUCGCUGGCGCAUGUCUUCUCAGCACCGCUGCUGGCGCGCUACACCAGCGAUCUCGACCGCUUGCGCAACGACAACGUGCGGCUGGCGCUGGAGGUCUACUGCGUUAAUAGCACGCGCAUCCACCAGAUCCGCACGCAGACUGGGCCUGCUGAGGCAUUUGCCGCGCUAGCUUCGCUACAAUCGUCGGCGUCAUCGCCACCGUCGUGCUUGAAUGGCUUGCGCGCGGGGCUGGUGCGCCAGGGCUACCGCUUCUCCAAUGUGCUUGGCGCGUCUUACGCAGCGCCAGUUUCGGGAAGCAGCAGUGGCCAGUCACAUUUGGGACCGGCCCCCUGGGCGAGCGGCGUGUGGGCAGCAGCGCAGGGCAAGGCCGACGAUGUGCGUGUGCGCGUCGACGUCGAGCUGAAUGUCGACAUGCGCUAUCGGCUGAUCGGCCGCCACUCGGGGCCCUCCGGGUACGACCGGCACAACGGCACAACACAGGUCAUUGUCGACGAUGAUGCCACGCGCAACCUGAUCCUCACCCUAGAGUCGGCGCCGACCAGCACAGCAUCGCAUGGCAAUGGCGCUGGGGUGUUUGAGUGGCGUGUCGCCGAUAUCGACUACCUGCUAUCCAGCGAGAAGCGCAUCAAGAGCGAGUUUGUCGAGGCACAGCAUUAUAUUCACUGAGUUCUGACAUUAUUACAAAGUAACACAUGCAUCAUCUAAACUUCUUUUAUGUAAAUAAAA
This is a messenger RNA of Kickxella alabastrina, 1768 nucleotides long. RefSeq lists its product as uncharacterized. The transcript has a single exon. The record is from RefSeq and is a predicted model, not a curated record. Bases 368 to 1708 code for a protein of 446 amino acids. Lineage: Eukaryota; Fungi; Kickxellomycota; Kickxellomycetes; Kickxellales; Kickxellaceae.